Molecule: messenger RNA, 901 nt
Organism: Drosophila erecta
Lineage: Eukaryota; Metazoa; Arthropoda; Insecta; Diptera; Drosophilidae
Gene: Mlc1
Product: myosin light chain alkali
Exons: 6
Coding region: 156-623 (155 amino acids)
Cellular component (GO): muscle myosin complex
Molecular function (GO): calcium ion binding
Source: RefSeq, a predicted model, not a curated record
UUCGAAGCUGUAGCUGUAUCUGUAUCUGAGUGCUCGGCGAUCGGCUGGUUGGCUUUCACCUCAGAAUUACCUUGCCGUACUGCCGCUGACGAAUAACGUUCAGUCGAGACCGAGCUCAUCCGCGAUACAGUUGAUUUUCGCAUCUAACAGACAAAAUGGCUGAUGUUCCAAAGCGUGAAGUUGAAAAUGUCGAAUUCGUUUUCGAAGUCAUGGGCUCCCCCGGUGAGGGCAUUGAUGCCGUCGACCUAGGUGAUGCCCUCCGCGCUCUGAACUUGAACCCCACCUUGGCGCUGAUCGAGAAACUGGGCGGCACCAAGAAGCGCAACGAGAAGAAGAUCAAGCUGGAUGAGUUCCUGCCCAUCUACUCACAGGUCAAGAAGGAGAAGGAGCAGGGCUGCUACGAGGACUUCAUCGAGUGCUUGAAGCUCUACGACAAGGAGGAGAACGGCACCAUGAUGCUGGCUGAGCUGCAGCACGCCCUGCUGGCGCUGGGUGAGAGCUUGGAUGACGAGCAGGUGGAGACCCUGUUCGCCGACUGCAUGGAUCCCGAGGAUGAUGAAGGAUUUAUCCCCUACUCUCAGUUCGUCCAGCGCCUGAUGAGCGACCCUGUCGUCUUCGACUAAACACAUUCCUCGCCAGAAUGUGUGACAGACCCGAUCAGCUAAAAUAGUUGAAAACAACAGCUUCAAACCAACUACAACAACACCAACCAACUUUUAGCGACAACCAUUCUCCAUAGAUGUUAUAUUCAUCGCUAACUCUCUCUAUCUCUCUCGUAUAUUAUUUUAAUUAAAAAUUACUUCUGCUACUACAACUGCAAAAUUGAACUUCAAGAUAAUAUUAUUUUUUAAAAAAUAAAAAAAUUUAAAUUAUAAAAUAACGAAAAAAAAACUGAAAAAUA